Messenger RNA from Pieris rapae (cabbage white), 834 nucleotides. RefSeq lists its product as uncharacterized. Lineage: Eukaryota; Metazoa; Arthropoda; Insecta; Lepidoptera; Pieridae. Bases 50 to 802 code for a protein of 250 amino acids. The transcript has 5 exons. The record is from RefSeq and is a predicted model, not a curated record.
GUACUGUAUUAUAUAUUGUCACAGUUUAAUUUGGAUCUCAAUUUGAAACAUGAAACUCUUCGUCAUCCUUUCCGCCCUUGUGGUGAUGACCAUAGCAGAGGAUAUCGUAUACUUCACCUCGGACGAUGAUUAUUUGGAUAUCGACUCAUUGAUGAACCAACCACUUAUAGCCAAAGAAAUUAUUGAUUGCUUAGUUGAUCGUGCUCCGUGCUACUAUCGGAUUCAAUCAUACAAAAAUAAGUUGGCUGAAGUAAUCUUCACAGCCUGCCACAGAUGCAAUGACCCUCAGAAGAAAUUGGCGAACCGUUUCCUGAUGGCUCUGAAGGUGAAGUAUCCUGAGUACUACCGGGACUUCGACAAGAAAUACGAUCCUGACAACAUUUACCUGCCAAUUUUGGAAAAUGCUGUGUCUGGAUACGUUAAAGGAUUCAAGAUGAAAAUCAUAUUGCUAUUAGCGAUUGUGGGCGCUGCAUUAGCGGGAAAGAUUGAUUUCUUUUCGACUGCUGAUGAUUAUCUGGAUAUGGAGGCGGUGGUGAACGAUCCAGCGAAGCUCAAAGCCAUGACUGACUGCUUCUUGGAUAGAGGCCCAUGUGAUCCUGUAGCUCAGAGUUACAAAAUUAUCAUUCCUGAAUCCAUGGCUCACGCUUGCGGCCGUUGUAAUGACGCCCAGAAGCAUUUGGCAAACACCUACCUCCGCGGACUCUUCUGGAAAAUACCAGAGGACUACGAUAACUUCUUGAAGAAAUUCGACCCUCAAGGAAUCUUCUUAGACAAGUUCAUGGAGGCUGUUAAGGAUUAUUAAUAAAUGACAAUAAAUUAUUUUUCCCACUUCAA